Gigantopelta aegis is the source of this 3784-nucleotide messenger RNA. RefSeq names its product nitric oxide synthase, brain-like. Lineage: Eukaryota; Metazoa; Mollusca; Gastropoda; Neomphalida; Peltospiridae. Gene Ontology annotation, molecular function: NADP binding; heme binding; calmodulin binding. Gene Ontology annotation, biological process: nitric oxide biosynthetic process. The transcript has 26 exons. The coding region runs from base 1 to 3621 and encodes 1206 amino acids. The record is from RefSeq and is a predicted model, not a curated record.
AUGGAAGAAAAAGACAGUUUGGCACGAACGGAUAAACCAGCGAAUACUCAGUUAACAAAGAUGGCCACAGAAGCUGAGAAGAAUACUGCAAAUCGUAAUAAGUUUGCAAAACUGAACAAUCUACUGGACGGCAAGAUGUACGUGGAUGUCUUACAUAAAAAAUGUCUCGAGGAAGUACCAUGUACCCCAGAGCGGUGUAUGGGAUCGCAGUACGCCCACACGACGAAGCGCCCUCCCGGCGUACCGCGACCCAAGGAGGAACUGAUCGUCCACGCCAAGGACUUCAUAGACCAGUACUACCAGUCGAUCAAAAAGCUCAACACUCCAGCUCACCUAAAACGGAUGGAGGAAGUGAUGUCAUCAAUCGAAUCUACUGGUACCUAUGACCUGACAACACACGAGUUGACCUUUGGAGCCAAAACAGCAUGGAGAAACGCCUCGAGAUGUAUUGGUAGGAUCCAGUGGUCGAAAUUACAGAUGUUUGAUGCUCGCCAUGUAAGAACGGCCAAAGAAAUGUUUGAUGCUAUUUGUAAACACGUCAAAUACGCAAUGAACAAUGGAAACCUAAGAUCUUCCAUCACCGUGUUCCCUAAGAGGACGGAUCCAAAGGAUGACUUCCGAAUUUGGAACACCCAGCUGAUUCGAUAUGCGGGAUAUCGCCAACCUGAUGGUAGUGUCAUUGGUGAUCCCGUUAACUGCGACUUCACGGAGGUGUGUAUCAACAUGGGGUGGACACCUAAAGGAAGAAUGUUUGACAUUUUACCCCUUGUGAUAUCAGCUGAAGGUCAUGACCCCGAGAUGUUCGAGGUUCCGCCAGAGCUGACGUUUGAAGUAUCCAUUAAACACCCUAAGUUUCCGUGGUGUGCCGACCUUGGUCUCAAGUGGGUCGGUGUACCUUUUCUGACGUCCAUGAUGUUUGAUUGUGGCGGUAUCGAGUUUCCAGCAGCUCCAUUUAAUGGCUGGUUUUUGCAGUCAGAGGUUGCCAGAGAUUUGUGUGAUACAAAUCGUUACAACAUUUUAGAGACUGUCGCUAAGAUGAUGGGACUUGACACACGGAAAAUAUCUUCGUUAUGGAAGGACCAAGCGUUCGUGGAAGUGAACAUUGCUGUUUUAUACAGUUACCAGUCGGCAGGGAUCACGAUGACCGACCACCACACAGGGUCUGACUCGUUCAUUAAACACAUGGAAAACGAACAGCGGCUGCGCGGAGGGUGUCCCGCUGAUUGGGUGUGGAUCGUUCCACCAAUCGGUGGAAGUCUUACUCGGGUCUUUUAUCAAGAAAUGAUUCGGUACAAUUUGAAACCGUCAUAUGACUACCAGGUAGAUGCAUGGAGGACACACGUAUGGGAGAAAGACCGCGACAAGGCAGGCAAUGCAGUGAAAAAACCAUCGAACAAACGGCGCUUCAAGGAAGUCGCUAGAGUUGUCGCAUUCAGUACUAUGAUGAUGCGUAAAGCUUUAAUGACACGAGUCAAAUGUCUCAUACUUUAUGCCACUGAGACUGGGAAAUCAGAAGGUUUUGCGAGAUCUACUUGUGAUAUAUUCCUGCACGCCUUCGAUGCUAAGAUGAUGUGUAUGGAGGAAUAUGACAUAGCUCAGCUUGAAAAUGAAGGGCUGGUUCUGAUCAUCACCAGUACGUUUGGAAACGGAGAUCCACCAGACCAAGGCGAGUCCUUUUCACAAGAACUGGCAAAAUUGACAAAUGACGACACACCAGAUGAGAAUGAAAAUGUCGAACGAGGUCAGAGUGAACAAGAUGAUAAUAAUAGCUUAUUGAUGACCCCAGGCCCGUUUGGAAACGUGAGAUAUUCUGUGUUUGCGCUUGGUUCACGAGCCUAUCCUAACUUCUGUGCGUUCGGCCAGUAUGUUGAUAAAACACUACAUCUUCUCGGGGCGGAGAGAAUCUUGUCACUGGGAGAGGGAGACGAGCUCUGUGGUCAGGAGGAAUCGUUCAGAAACUGGGCACAGGAGGUCUUCAAGACUACAUGCGAUACAUUCUGUCUGACUGAUGACAUAGACAUGUCGGCCGCAAUAGGGGCCUUGACAAGACCUGACAUUAACUGGUCAUCAUCCAAGUUCAGAACUACAGAACUAGAUGAGAAAGAGCUGGACGUAUGCGAAGGUCUGUCCAAACUACACUCCAAGUCUGUAGUUCCUUGUAAACUGGUGGAAAGGAUCCAGCUACAGAGCGCCGAGUCUUCCCGACAGACCAUCCUAGCAAAAUUGGAUAAUGGAGGUGCAGUAGAAUUACUAUAUCAAGCUGGUGACCGCGUGGGGAUAUACCCAACCAACCCGCUGGGUUUGGUUGAUGCAAUACUAGCACGUCUUGACGAUGCACCAACACCAGGCCAAGUGAUUCAAGUGGAAUUCCUGCAAAAAACGAUAACACCAUUAGGUACCACCACAAAAUGGAUACCGUAUGACAAAAGACCAAAAUGCAGUCUUCGAAGGGCACUUGGGCACUAUCUCGAUAUAACCACGACUCCAUCACAAUCAUUUUUGAAACUUUUGGCUACUCAAGCAUCACGUGAUGAUGAUCGAGAAAUUCUCGAACAACUGUCUACAGUGUCUCGGCUGUACGAAGAAUGGAAGUACAAGAAGACUCUAAACCUGCUGGAUGUCCUCAACCAGUUCCCCUCGUUGAAGGUUCCGCCGUCGUUGAUCAUGACUCAACUUCCACUGUUACAGCAGCGUUUCUACAGCAUCAGUUCAUCUUCACUGGUUACGCCAGACCAGAUCCACGCAACUAUAGCUGUAGUACGAUACAGAACACAAGAUGGUUCCGGCCCUAUCCGUAAAGGUGUGUGUUCUGGCUGGCUGAAUAGUUGUGAUAUUGGAGAAACGGUCCCGUGCACACUAAGAGUGGCACCUAACUUCAGAAUGCCAGAGGAUGUCACACUGCCAGUUUAUCUAAUAAGUUCAGGGUCUGGGAUAGCGCCGUUGAGGAGUUUCUGGCAGCAAAGGAAAAUUAACAAGGAAACGUUGCUCACACAAUCUGCAGAUGGGGAAACCUGGGGAGAAAUGAAGUUAUAUUUUGGUUGCCGUAACCCAGCAGAAGACUUUAUCUACGAAACAGAAUUAAGGCAGAUGAAAGCAGAAGGCAUUCUUACAGGUUGUUACAUUGCCUUUUCUAGACGGCAGGGACAACCCAAGGUAUAUGUGCAGGAUAUACUACUUCAGAUGUCUGCUGAUGUGUACAGUGGUAUCGUCAAACGAGGAGGGCAUUUCUACGUGUGUGGAAGUAUUGAGAUGGCGUCUGACGUCAUGGCAACCUUGGAGAAAAUUCUACAGAAAGAAGGUGGCAUGUCAGUUAAAAGUGCGAAGAAAUAUAUUCAAGAUCUUGAAACAGCAAAUCGAUUCCACAAGGACAUUUUCGGGACUAGUAUUGAGCGCAACCUCCAGACAGCUAUGCGGGCAGGUGAACAAAUCAACGGAACUACACAUAUCAUAAAUGUAACUGACGAAACCGUGAAGCAAAAUUCAUUGAACACACCAGUGUCAAAUCAGAUAAAGACAACAACAGCACCCACAUCAGUCAAGGACAGACAAGAUGUUACGAGAAACAUAGAAGAAAAACAACGAAAGCGCAAGAAAACAUCAUCGCCAUGUGUUAUCAUUUGAAACAGUUGGCUACAUCAAGCUCAAAGAGAAAAUAACAGUAUAUAAGGAAUAUUUACCAUGUAUGACGUCAUUUUGGAAAGAAAGAAAUGUUUUAUUUAACGACGCACUCAACACAUUUUAUUUACGGUUAUAUGGCGUCAGACAUAUGGUUACGGACCACACA